This is a messenger RNA of Xiphophorus maculatus (southern platyfish), 4209 nucleotides long. It is a transcript of the gene serpine3, whose product is annotated as serpin family E member 3. Gene Ontology annotation, biological process: negative regulation of endopeptidase activity. The record is from RefSeq and is a predicted model, not a curated record. Lineage: Eukaryota; Metazoa; Chordata; Actinopteri; Cyprinodontiformes; Poeciliidae. The coding region runs from base 2826 to 4085 and encodes 419 amino acids. The transcript has 9 exons. Gene Ontology annotation, molecular function: serine-type endopeptidase inhibitor activity.
UCCCAUUUAUUCUAAAGAAACUUUAACGUUAAGUUAAUCCUUUUCUUGCUACGGCUCACUGAGAGUUUGCUGGCUUAAGAAGAAUUUAGAUUAUCCAGGUUUUCAAUAGAGAGAACCCAUUUGAAUACAUUAAAUGCAUAUAAAAUACACACACCAAUAUAUUGUUUGAUGUUUAGUUUGCGAAUAGUGGUUAACUUUGUGACAGAGAACAACAAUUAGCGGCCUGUUGUGUUUGGGAACUUGGAAUUUCGUCGUUCCUAGUAGGAAAAAUCCAUUGGUAUAACCAGUGGGGAUUCUUACUUACAACGUUGGAGAGCUCUCCCUCCAACUCUGACCUCAAAACCAUAAAAUGAAUAGAAAUGUGCUUCAACAACACCAGAGGGGUUUCCCCACUCGCAAGUGGCGCGUGGUUAAGCUAGGUGUGGCAUCCCCAGAUCUCAGUCCUGAGACGCUUGUAGUUACUCUAGCCAGGUUACGGUUUCGGUGUUACAGCGCUGUUGAUAUCCAUUCACUUUCCGUGAAAACAGAGGAACCAGUAAUAGCAGCUGUUCGUGUUUCUCUAAUGUAUUCCAAAUCAGAGCUCUGUAACACCCUUUCCCGAUGAAUGACGUGCCGUUAUAAAUCAGUUGUUGGAGCAGCAAAAUGCCCUUGAAGAAUGAAUCCACAUUCCACUGUGUGAUGCCAAUUAAAAACGCUGACGCAGAGGUCUGGUGCUUCAGGAGAAAUGUCUUUUGAUCAUCACACCAAAAGGCCAGAUCACUUGAGCAACACAAUGGAUGUCUCAGUCGCUGUGACCUUUCAGAAAAGAAGCAUGGCGGUUCUUGACUACAUCUUGAAGAGGUCUCAUCGCUGUGAAAUACUGCACAUGUGCAAUGUCCAGUUGAGGUAGUAUUUGAUGAGAUGAGGCAGAGAGAGAAAAUGCUACUUGCUAGAAUGUGCUUCUACUAUACUUCAAGCAAGAAUGGAGACAUCAUGAUGUAACUGAUGUGAAAAACGCCAGAGGGUAACAUUUGUCACAAACGAAUGAACAAGGUUAGUUCAUUGUUGGCAACCAACAUUCUACGGUGUUUUCUGACAGCCACAAUGAAAACUAACUCCAAAGUUAGCUGGAAACUUGAGCCAACAUUCCUCAAACAAUGUGUAAAUAUAAAUUUAUAAGCGAAGUGACACAUGGUGCAGCUGUAAAACUGCAGCCCGUUACAGAGAAUUAGCUCUCGGCGCCCGUGGUAUCCUUAGCUCAAGACUUUUGCUGCAUUUCUUUCUCACAUCUUCUAUCCGUUUCUGGUCUCAUAAUUGUAAAUAAAAGCCAUUAGUGGUGCAAACUUAAUAAAAAAAGAAUAAAUAGAAAGUUUAACCUUUAGCCAACAUUGAAUAUUCAUGGAAAAGUUAGCUGUGAAAUUUAGCCAACUUCAAAUUAAAGGUUAAAUGGGUUCCCCAAUAAAUGGCUAAAGGUUACUGAAAAGUUACUGUAAUCUUCAGUGAAUGUUUUCUAAAUACCGUCAAAUUGUUAUUUAAAUGUUAGCUGAAAACUUUAGCUAAUGUUCUCUAAAUACCGUCAAAUUGUUAUUUAAAUGUUAGCUGAAAACUUUAGCUAAUGUUCUCUAAAUACCGUCAAAUUGUUAUUUAAAUGUUAGCUGAAAACUUUAGCUAAUGUUCUCUAAAUACCGUCAAAUUGUUAUUUAAAUGUUAUCCCAAACCUUUAGCUAAUGUUGUCUAAAUCCUGCACAAAGGUUUGCUAUUCUAAACGUUACUUCUAACAUCUGGUUAGCAUUCUCUGAACACUAGCCAAAGCUUACCUAAACAUUAGUUGAAACCUUUAUCCAAUGUUCUCCAAUAGCUGCUCUGGCUAAAGGUUAGCUUUAACCUUUAGCCAGAGCUAACCGUUAGCCUUUAGCUAAAGGUUAGCUUUAACCUUUAGCCAUUGUUCCCUGAACACUGAUUAAGGGUAAUUAAACGUUGGCAGUAACCUUUACACAAUGUUCUCCAAACACUGAUAAGACAUUAUUUAAAAGUUAGCUGUUAAUCUUUGGUGUGCUUAAAAGUUAACCGUAAUUAUAGAAAAUGCUACCAAUGGGAAAUUAGUGUAAGGCUGCGUUGAUAUUGAUCCAUGUGACUGUGUCCCUACUCAUCAGAUACACUUAAUUUAACUAACACAACAUGCGACUUACAAAUUGUUGCCAAUUGCAAUAAAAAUGAGGCAAAAGCUUAAGGAAAAAAUGCAAAAAUGUAUGAAAGAUAUGUUUUAAUUUUCAAACUUGAUUCAAAAUAGAGAUCAGAAAAUGCAAUUACAAAAAUGUCCCAAUUUGCAUAAAAUUGAUCCUUUCGGAAUGUGUUUACUGAUAAAGCUGAAUGGGAAAAUGUCUUUCUUUCUCAAUGGAAUAUGCAUGCCAGCUAUAUUGCACGCACCCACACACACACACGCACACCCACACACACACGCCCACACAUUAUCAGGAGUGUUCUCUCCCCUCUGCCCAGCUUGGGAUUUGCUGGUCAGUGACAUGCCUCCCUCCGCCUGGCUCUUUACAGCCCCUGAGGAGGCAGGAAUACCGGACGAUUGGUACGGACAUCGCCGACAGCAACCGCAAACAAGAAAGUUUUCCCUUUAAACACCGUCUCAUGACCGUUUCAGAGAGACUGGCUCUCCGGGCGGACUGAGCCGGAGGCUGAUAACCCUCCGAGGCGGUGACUCGGUGACAAGGAGAACUGGGGGACGGAGCAGAAAACCGGCUGCAGAGCCUGAACCGCUGCUGUCUUACCUGUCCACAGCUCUGAUCGUCGGACCACUGAGCUGAGCCCUGUGGACUCUUCCUCCAGCUGAGGACAUGCGUCGUCUGCCUCUGGCCUCCGUCUUCGUGUUCCUCUGGCUGGCCGAGAGGAGCCACAGCACCGGCAGCUUUCAGGACAGCAUGCGGGAGCUCCACAACCGCUUCGCCGUCAGCCUCUACCAGACGCUCACCGAGACGGAGAACCGCUCCAACCUGAUCGCGUCCCCAGCGAGCGUGUCCCUGUCCCUGGCCCUGCUGCAGCUCGGCGCCAGGGGCAACACCCGGGCUCAGCUGGAGGGAACGCUGGGAUACAACGUGAACGAUGCUCAGGUGCGAGACUUCCUGUUGCACGCCCAGGGCGACGUGAGCAACAGCAGCCAAGCGGCGUGGCUGCAGCAGACCUGCAUGCUGUUCGUCCAGAGCGGAGUCCGACUCCUGGCCGAGUUCACGCAGCAGGCCGCCGCCUGGGUCGACACCAGCGUGGUGCGAGCCAACUUCAGCCAACCGGGUCACGCCCGCAGCCAUUCAGAGCCAACGGGACACGGCCACGACGGGUCGGGGUCUCUCCAGUCAGGAAGCAGCAGCGGGGAGCUGUCCGGCUCCGGCGAAGCCCAGGCAGAAGCCCUUUGGUGGGGACAACGGCCGCAGGUGGCUCUGGUCAACACGGUGGCGUUCAGGGGCGUCUGGCAGAAGCAGUUCAUGUUCGGCAGCACCCAGAACCUGCCAUUCAUCCUGUCUGACGGGAGCGCCAUCAAGGUGCCCAUGAUGUACCAGGCUGGAGAGGUCAGCUUUGGUCAGUUCAGGACAGCAUCGGACCAGCGCUACACCGUGCUGGAGCUGCCGUACCUGGGCCGCGCCCUGAGCCUGCUGGUGGUCCUGCCCAGCGAGAGGAAGAGCCCGCUGUCUUCCCUGGAGUCCCAGCUCACCGCCCGCCAGCUGGCCUCCUGGGAGUCCGGCCUGCGGAGGACCAAGAUGGACAUCUUCCUGCCCAGAUUCAGAAUGCAGAACAAGUUCAGCCUGAGGUCAGUGCUUCCUGCUCUGGGCGUCAGUGACGCCUUUAACCCGACGGCAGCCGACUUCACGGGGAUAUCAGUGGAAGAGGGUCUUUAUGUGUCCGACGCUGUCCAUGAAGUCAGAAUAGAAGUUACAGAGGAUGGGACGAAGGCAGCUGCCGCAACAGCUAUGGUGCUACUCAAACGGUCGCGCGCUCCUGUUUUCAAGGCGGACCGGCCAUUUUUAUUUCUGCUUCGCCAGGUUGACACAGGUUCCAUCCUGUUUAUGGGCAGAAUAAUGAACCCAGCAGACCAAGUAAUGUAACCCUCCUCUGCGCCUCCACCCCCAAAUCGCACCAAUCUAUGCCAACCAGUUUCACCCUCGGUAUUUAUUUAUGGACCAAACGGAAGAUACAAGGACACUUCAGGAAGAGGGAUGUUAUUUUUGU